Molecule: messenger RNA, 2023 nt
Organism: Euleptes europaea (tarantolino)
Lineage: Eukaryota; Metazoa; Chordata; Lepidosauria; Squamata; Sphaerodactylidae
Gene: BRD9
Product: bromodomain containing 9
Exons: 17
Coding region: 44-2023 (659 amino acids)
Biological process (GO): regulation of transcription by RNA polymerase II
Cellular component (GO): nucleus
Source: RefSeq, a predicted model, not a curated record
UGUCCGGCCGCGGCCAUUGUUGCCCCGCCCGGCUGUCAUCAUUAUGGGGAAGAAGCACAAGAAGCAUAAGGCGGAGAAGGCGGAAUGGAGGUCCGCGCCCGCCCCGGCCGUCGCCGCUGCCGGGACCGGCGCCGCUGCCUACGACGAUUAUGUGGAUAAACCCUUGGAAAAGCCAUUGAAGUUGGUGUUGAAAGUCGGAGGCAGUGAAGUGACCGAACUUUCAGGAUCGGGACACGAUUCCAGUUAUUACGAUGACAGAUCGGACCAUGAGAGAGAGCGACAUAAGGAGAAGAAGAAGAAGAAGAAAAAGAAGUCAGAUAAAGAGAAAGAAAAGCAUCUUGAUGAUGAGGAGAGGCGGAAAAGAAAGGAAGAAAAGAAAAGAAAAAGAGAGAAGGAACUGUGUGACACGGAGGGGGAGACUGAUGAUUUUGAUCCUGGGAAGAAAGUAGAGGUUGACCCACCUCCGGAUCGUCCUGUCCGGGCCUGUAGAACACAGCCUGCAGAAAAUGAGAGUACACCUAUCCAGCAAUUAUUGGAACAUUUUCUUCGCCAGUUACAAAGGAAAGAUCCUCAUGGGUUUUUUGCUUUCCCAGUCACGGAUGCUAUUGCUCCUGGCUAUUCCAUGAUAAUAAAGCAUCCCAUGGACUUCGGCACUAUGAAAGAUAAAAUAGCGGCCAAUGAAUACAAGUCGGUAACGGAAUUCAAGGCAGACUUUAAACUGAUGUGUGACAACGCAAUGACGUACAACAGACCAGACACUGUGUACUACAAGCUGGCCAAGAAGAUCCUCCACACAGGCUUCAAGAUGAUGAGCAAAGAACGGCUGUUAGCUUUGAAGCGCAGCAUGUCGUUUAUGCAGGACAUGGAUUUUUCUCAGCAGGCAGCUCUCUUGGGCGACGAAGACACAACUGUCGAGGAGCCUGUGCCCGAAGUUGUUCCCGUGCAUGUAGAGACUACCAAGAAAUCCAAAAAGCCAACUAAAGAAGUGAUUAGUUGUAUAUUUGAACCUGAGGGAAAUGCCUGCAGCUUGACAGACAGCACUGCGGAAGAGCAUGUCCUGGCUUUGGUAGAACAUGCGGCGGAUGAAGCCCGGGACAGGAUCAACCAAUGUCUGCCGAACAGCAAGAUUGGCUACUUGAAAAAGAACGGGGAUGGUUCUUUGGUCUUCAGUGUAGUCAAUCCAUCAGAUCCAGAGGUAGAAGAGGAGGAAACCCAUCCAGUGGAUCUGAGCUCUCUGUCAAAUAAAUUAUUGCCUAGUUUCACGGCGCUAGGAUUUAAAGAUGAAAGAAGGCACAAAGUUACCUUUCUUUCCAGCAACAAUGCAGCGCUUUCGAUGCAAAACCAUUCUAUAUUUCAUGACCUGAAAGCAGAUGAAAUGGAACUGCUGUAUUCAGCGUAUGGAGAUGAAACCGGAAUCCAGUGUGCCUUAAGCUUGCAAGAAUUUGUGAAAGAUUCUGGAAGCUACAGCAAAAAAAUAGUGGACGACCUGCUUGAUCAGAUUACUGGAGGAGAUCAUUCAAAAACCAUUUAUCAGCUAAAGCAGAGGAGAAAUAUUCCAGUGAAGCCACCAGAUGAAGUCAAAAUUCCGCCGGUGUUCAUAAAGGAAGAACACAAAUUGCGUAAUACUUGCCCAGAUACACCCAAGCAAAGUGCGAUUGGAGAAUCCAUUGGAGACAGUACUAGUUCCGUUUUGGAUUUUCUGUCUAUGAAGCCAUACGAUGUAUCACUUGAUAUAUCCAUGUUAAGCUCACUGGGUAAAGUAAAGAAGGAACUCGAUCAUGAUGAUAAUCAUUUGCAUUUCGACGAAACAACUAAACUGCUGCAGGAUCUUCAUGAGGCUCAGACCGACAGAGUAGGAUCCAGGCCUUCCUCCAACCUCAGUUCCCUCUCUAACGCUUCUGAACGAGAUCAGCAUCAUCUAGGGAGCCCUUCUCACCUGAGUGUCGGAGAACAACAAGACAUGGUCCAUGACCCCUAUGAAUUUCUUCAAUCUCCAGAACCUGCAAAUGCCAAUAACAACUAA